AUAUAGCCUGGCUUGUGUGAUGAAAUAUAGAUCAUCAUCACAAUAGCCUUACAGAAAGGAGACGCAGACCAAAUCCUGUAACAGCCAUAUAUGGCUUAACUUCAUUGUAUGUGACUUUUAAACUGUAUAUUGAAUUGUGUGCGUGUGUGUGUGUGUGUGUGUGUGUGUGUGUGUGUGUGUGUGUGUGUGUGUGUGUGUGUGUGUGUGUGUACAAUAUGGACUACAUUUCUUUUAACUUUUCAAUCGCAAAAUUAAUUAACACAGUAUAAUGUGUUAUGUCUUUAAAAGUUUUAAAAUAUAUUCUUCAAGUCAUUUAUAAGAGUCACUUAUCCUUUAAUGAUCAUCUGUGUAAAUAAACUAUAUUCAAGUAACAUGCUUAUUAAUGUUUAACUUGUCUUUUCUUGUAUACAUACAGUAUAUUUUGUAGAGCCAUACCGAUAUACCAGUAGGCCAAUUUUAUCGGCUGACAGAGUAUAUCAAUAUCAGCAUAUAUGCAUAUAUUUCAUGCAGUAUUCGCCUAUAUUUACCUUUUUUCUUUUUUGCAGCACACAAAGCAGAAAACCAUACUUGGGGUCAUUUAUAAUUAUUCACUUUCCAUCAGUAUUUACUGUGUUUUUGUUAAACUUUUAAAUGUCCUGCCUCUCUUACACAGGCUACAUGUCUCUGCCACAAGAGUUUGAUAACCACAUUUGUGGGAUUAUUGCAAAAAAUGUGUCGACACAUUAUAUAUCCUGUAUAUCCAUACACACUAGUUUACUUGUAUUGGCCAAUAUAUCAAUAUCAGCAUUUUUCAUGCCCUGUUGGUAUCGGUAUUGGCCUAAAAUAUCCAGUAUUGGACACACUCUAAUAUAAUUGACUAUUUAUGUUCUUUUAGCAUCCUUUUCAAAUUGAAGGCAAAGGCUAUAUAGCAUUUUUACAAAUGUGCGUGUUGUGUAAAUAAAGAUAUGUGCUUGAUUUGAGGAUAUGCUAUGUUUGUAUUGAAGCCAAAUUUUAUUUUUGUAAUCUAAUAUUUAUCAAUACAGGGAAACAUCUUGGUCAAUAUAGAAGAUGGAGUUCAGUGUUAGAUUAUAAAUGUCAUGUGCUGUAACACAAGAGCAUAACAGAAUUAUUCUAGGAGCGAAGUUUGCAACAAUGUCUAAAACCAUAAACAUAAAUAAGACUGAUGUAAAACUAUAGCAAACACAUUCAUGAAAUACCCUCAGGUCUUCAGAUCAAAGUAUAGAUUUGUCAGUCAAGCCUCCUCUGAUGUGAAAUGUGAGCAGCAAGUGGGUCUCUAUGUUAUGACUAUGUGUUGCAAUACGAAGUGAGGGUGCCUGUCCUGUAACAACUCUUGUGCAAAGCAUAGGACAUAAAUCAUUGGUCAUCAGCUACAUCAUGAACCACAUUCUACAGACACGUUUUUCAAGUCCACAUGCACUGCCUCACCAAGAUGGGACAUUAUUUUUUUCCAACUUUUUAAGAUGGAUCAAAACAAAGCAGUGAAUUAUUUACAGUGUUGCCAUUAAAAAAUGGCACAUUUUUAGUUCUGGUUCAAAUAGUUAGUUUUUACUCUGAAUUCAGUUUAAUUUUUAGGCUUCUUCGCUAAGUCUAAAGUCUACUUUCGGAAAAUCUGAUGUGCUCUUGCACCUAUUUGUAGGGCUGCUAUAAAUAGGCCCCUGCUGGCAACACAUGCAUGUCUAUGAUAGGCAGUUACAGAGAUUUUCUUCACAGACUCUGGCUCCAAGCAACACUGAAGACACCUCGAUGGUAGGUUGGAAAAUUUACAAAGUUUAACGGUGACCAAGAAACACCUGAAUCUUAGUCCUAACACAUACAAGUAGAUAACAUGUCUUGGAUUGGUUUUUGACCACUAACAGCCCUUCCACAACCUGAUAGCUGAUCCUAUUUAUAACCUGCUCCAAUGUAAGUACUUUGCUUGGUUAGAAAGGACAGGCAUUGAGUCUGAACUGUGUCUUUGAGAUUUCUACAGCCAAAUAACCCAGUGUGUAUCUUAUGUCUUCUUUAAUUAACUUCAGACAGGUUUUGUUACCAAUCUAAAAUGUUUCUAUUUUCUUCUUCAGGGGCUUUUACAUGGAUACCACCAUUGAAUUGGAGCCUUGAAUUCUUAACAAGCUGUGGAUGUGACCGUGGAGUAGUUUCAUACUGGCUGAUACAUUUAUUUGGAUUUUAAGUUUUUUGUGAAUUGCCUCAGUGGACAAUGACUUCCAGAAGGCCUAUGACUCGCACUUAUUCCGGCAAUGGCAGGACAAGCAGCUUCAAUGAAGAGGACAGCAGCUCUUCCAAUGGCCGCCCAGAAAAUCGUAAUAAUUACCUCUCCAAUGUUAGGCCUGAAAACAGCUAUUCAAGGUAUUCUCACUACAGACCAACGAGGAGCACGUUGUGUAGCGUCAUGGCUCAGCUGACCGAGGACAUCCAGCCCUCCUUUGAGACCACCGUGAAAUCAAAGGCGGUGUCAGAAAACUGUAAUGUGAAGUUCAGCUGUGUCGUAUCAGGUUAUCCAGCUCCGGAACUGAAAUGGUAUAAAGAUGAUAUGGAAAUGGACCGAUAUUGUGGACUCCCAAAAUAUGAAAUUCGUCGUAAUGGAAAAAUCCACACCCUUCAUAUUUACAACUGCACAUUGGAUGAUGCAGCUAUCUACCAGGCCUCAGCCAGCAAUAGCAAAGGUAUUGUUUCCUGCUCGGGAGUUCUGGAGGUUGGCACCAUGAGCGAGUAUAAGAUCCACCAGAGGUUCUUUGCCAAGCUGAAGCAGAAAGCAGAGAAGAAGAAGAGCGAAUUGGAGGCGCACACCAAGAAGGACGAUAAAGAAAACAUUCAGAAAGAGAAACAGCAGAGUAGCCCUGAACGUCCACCAAGAAAGCGACACAUCCCCCGACCAGAGGAGCUGCCAAAGGUCAAGGAGCCUGAGGCCGCUGAGCAACUUGGAGCUGCUGCAGAACCAAAUGGAGUUAGCGCAGAAGUCAAGGAAAAUGUCCCUGUGACACCCAAAGAUGGUGACCUUGCUGCCAAAAAGAAACUAAAGAUCGCAAAUGGUGUAGACAUUGGAGUAACCAGCGGCAGCGGCAGUACAAGCAGUAGCAAUGGCAGAAGCCAUAUGAUGGGGAAUGGAGGUGAGAACUGUUAUGAUGGAGGAAUUGGUUUAGCACAGUUCCUGGCAGAGACCCUCCAGGCCCAGACUGCUGAGGAAAAACAGAACUCAUCUCGAGGGGAGAAACCUAAAGAAACUGAUAUACCUGUUGUAAGUGCCAGUAAAGAGAGAGAGAGAGAGCAAGAGAGGAUGCGAAAAGAGAGUGAAGACCAAGAAAAAGCACGAGAGGAAGAGUAUGAGAGAGAGAAGAGGAGAGAAGAAGAACUGACCACAGACAGGGAGAGAGAAAGAGAGAGGCCAGUGGCGAUGUCACACACGGUACCAUACACAAAACAUGGUUCAGAGGUCAAACAUCACAGCAAGGCUCAUAAGGAUCACGACCACCACAACAUCCAAGCAUCCAUCUCUUCUAUGCUCCACUCAGUCAAGGAUUUCCUCUUCGGUAAGGGUAAGAAGGACUCUCAUGAUUACCAUGAGAACAAGGAGAGAGAAUUUGACCACUUGCCGUCUCAACCAGAAAUGCCACCGUCCUUUCAGCUCCAACCAGAGCAUAAUCAAGUGUGCAAGCCACUUGCUGAGGAUGUUGUGCCGAUGGAAACAGAUGAACCAAAGCAGCCCUCAGAAACUGUGGAUAUAGAACAACACUUGGAGCUAAACGAAUUUAAGACAGCUGAGAGCGGAGAGGAGUCCAAAGGCCAGAGUGUCAAAGAGGUCGAGGAUGCUGUAGAGGCCAUGGAGGUGCCUGUUGGGCCAGGGGUCAGCAGUCCAGGUGAAGAAAUGUCAUUGUCUGGGCUUCAAGUUCUUACUAAGGAUGAAUCUCAGGCAGUCUCUGUUGUCACAGAAAUUCCUGUUCAACCCCGAGAGCCCGACUGUCUGGUAGUUACACCACAAUCUAUUCACCCAGCUGCAACACACGAGUCUUCACCUAAGGAAGAUAUAUCUGUCUUGCCACAAGCCCAAACCCCUAUUGAAGAGGAAUCCUCCCCCACAGCCGCCCUCACUAGUUUGGAAGAAAGCUGGGCUCCCCCCCACAGUGUUAUCUCAGGGUCAGGCAGUCACAACCUUGGAGAAACACCCACUGACACUUUGAGAGAAGACGAAAAGAGUGGUGAUAAGAUUGGCAAAGAUGACCAACCAGAGGAAGCAGAGGAGGGCCUUUCUUUUAAAAAGUUAAGUGAGGGAGAGAAAGCUGAAGUGAAAUCAAACAAAGAGCCACACUCAGUUAUAAACAGAUCUGAGAUUGCAGAAUUAACAACAUCUUCACUGGAAGAGAGAAUAAAGCUGUGCGAAUCUAAAACGCCGGAUCAGGUGCUUUUACCCCUGUCUGCCGUGGCUGCGUACAGUGUCGAGAGAGAUCAUGUAAAAGAAGAAGCUGAACAUACUUCUCUGAUUCAGGAAAUGAAUAUAGGAUUUCCGCCCACUGCCGCCCCAGAGAGUUUAGAGAAGGGUGACCUAAAAAUACAGCGAGAAUGUGCCUCUUCAAUACUGGAGGAAAAUGCAGCAGUCCAAAACGUCAGUACAAUGCAGAGUCCUAACUCAGAAUUUAGAGGCAGUGAAGAGAGAAGUGAAUUGAAAGAGGUAUUGAUUUCUGCUUUAGAGAAAGAUUUAGACGUUAGUCCAUGCAAGAAAACACACGAGCUGGCAAUUUUAGAGGGUGAGAGCAGUGAAGCAAGGAAUGAGAGACUACCGUUUGAAGUGGAGACAGAAAAGGAUCCAAUGAAAGUAGAGACGCUUGAUGAAUCGGAGAGCCUUUCAGUAACACAAAACAAGAAAGGCAAUGACAGUGUUUUAAAGAAACAUAGUAUUGUUGCAAAGCCAGACAGCAGUGAGAGACCACAGGAUUGCCCUUCAGAGAAUAUUCCACAAAUCCAAAUAUACACCGCUGAAGACAGCCCAGAUACUAAACCAGCUGUGCCAGAUGUAAACCCAAAAAUUGAAAUAAUGGAACCUGAGCUCAAAGAGUGUACUUUGCCACUCACUAUUUUGUCACAAAACAAGCAAAAAUCAGAGGCUGACGUUAUGCCAAAACAUGAUGCAACUCGUGUGUCAUCGGUAACAACUCAGGUCCAGGGAAAGGCUGAUUCUCAUAGUUUGUUGCCCACACAGAAAGGUAUGCCAGAUGAUUACAUCAAACCAAAUGCACCGGAUGUAAACAGCAAUGAACAUUUCGUAAUCCCAAAAAUUGAAAUCAUGGAGCCUGAGUUCAAAGAAUGUAGUCUGCCACUGACCAUUUUGUCACAAAACAAGCAAAAGUCAGAGUCUACUAUUAUGCCAAAACAUGAUGCAACGUGUGUGUCAGCAGUAAUAACUCACGACCAGGACCAGGCUGAUUCUCAAAGUGUGUUGCCCACACAGAAAGGUAUGCCGAAUGAUUAUAUCAAGCCAAAUGCACCAGAUGUGUACCCCAAUGAAAAUUUUGUAAUCCCAAAAAUUGAAAUCAUGGAGCCCGAGCUCAAAGAGUGCACUCUGCCACUGCCUAUUAUGCCAAAACAUGAUAUAACUCAUGUGUCCAUGGCAGAGAUCCAAGACCAGAGCAUGGCUGAUUCUUCAAGUUUGUUGCCCACGCAGAAGGGUAUGUGGAAUGAUAAUAACCUCUCACCCACAGGGAAAGUAAAGGAAAUUGUGCAAUUAGAUGACAAGACAGGAACAUUUGAGCGAGAUCAGGCUUGCGUGAAAAGCAGUGAACAGCUCCCUCAGAUGGACUUUGCAUCAAUUCCUCUUAUUAGUGUUUCAUGUACUGAUGACAGGGAGGAUGAUGGUUAUGUAAACACCCAUGUUUCAGAUACCUCACAGCCUUUUGAAACAUCAGCAGUGCCUUCGUUUGUGGUCCCACCGAUCUCUGUCACUUGUCAUGAAAGUGAUUCUGCUCUCAGACUGUCCACUCAAAGUGAGUCAGAAACAGAAACCUCUGCUGCCACGCAAAGGGGAACAAGGCAGGAUGUUGAAAAUAGUAUGACCAUAAAGUCUGAAAAAACUCAAAGCAGAAAACAGAACCAAGAAGAAAUGUCAGAAAAGAUUAUAAAAGAGAACACUUCCUCGAUGCUAUUUGAAGGUUUAGUACCACAGCUUGGUGAGAAUGGGCCAUCAUUCAGUAAAACAACAGAAGAUAACAUUGUCCCUGAAACCCUGAAGACAAAACCCCUCAAAGAGCCCAAGAUAGAGAAUUCUGUGUCUGUUGAGAGACUCUGCUCUAAACCUCCAGCACAUCCAUCACUGAGUCCAGCCAGUCUUCGCAAGUUCAUGUCCAGAUCUUCCCCAGACUCAGACACUGUGGGUGACCGUCAGAGUGACAAGGUGGAUGAUGAUCUAAGCGGAGGCUCAACGCCAACAUCAUCCCUUUCCUGUGAAAGCAGCCCCCGGCUGAAACGCAGAGACAGUCUGUCACUCAUACGCUCUGCCACACCUGAGGAGUUGGCCUCCGGAGCCCGACGCAAAAUCUUCAUCCCAAAACCUAAAGAAGAUAUUGAGGGAGUAGUGGUUGGUGCGCUCGACACUCAAGGCAAGAAAGAGAGCCCCUACAUGUCACCCAGCCAGGCUCGCAGAGCCGCAUUACUACAGGCUCCCACAGGGCAAAAUACCCCACCAAUGGAGAGACGCUCUCCGCUGCUGAGCCGCAGGAAGGUCACCUUGGAGGUGCCAAAAGUCGUGGCGGAGACUCCCACAGAAGAGCCAGUCAGCAUCAAACGAGAGGAAAAACCAGCUGAGAAGAAGCUAGACCCUUUGAAAGCUCCGCAGGUCAUCCGUAAGAUCAGGGGGGAGCCCUUCCCAGAUGCCUCAGGACACCUGAAGCUGUGGUGCCAGUUCUUCAACGUGCUCAGUGACUCCACCAUAAAGUGGUUCAGAGAUGAGGAGGAAAUACUAGAGGUGAAGAGAAGUGGAGGAGAUGAAAGCCAAGUAGCUCUGGCUAUUGUCCUAGCGUCCAGCAAAGACUGUGGGGUAUAUGGCUGCUCCAUCAGUAAUGAAUAUGGGACUGACACCACUGACUUCCUGCUCAGCGAGGACAUUCUGUCUGAGAUAUUACUAAGAGAUGAUCUGGAAGUCGGAGAGGAGAUCGAGAUGACGCCGCUGUUGUUCAACAGAGGCCUGGCUGACUCUGGUAACUGGGGCGACAAGUACUUUGGCCGCAUCAUGACCGAAGCGGCAAACAUCGGAGAGGGCUGCGCUCACAAAACCAGCAGAGUGAAGGUCAUUUACGGCCUUGAUCCCAUCUUUGAGUCUGGAAGCUCGUGCAUCAUCAAAAUUCAAAACCCCAUCCCCUAUGGGACCAAACAGGAGAGCAACCUUGCCGAGAGAAACAUAGAGAUUACUAAGCAAGAAUGCAAAGUCCAAAACAUGAUUCGGGAAUACUGUAAAAUCUUUGCUGCCGAGGCAAGAAUCAUUGAGAACUUUGGCUGCUCACUAGAAGUGAUUCCUCAGUAUCUGAUGUACCGGCCUGCAAACUCUGUGCCAUAUGCCACAGUGGAGGCUGAACUGAAGGGUGCCUUCCUUAGCUAUUGUAUGAUGGAUGCUAAAGGCAAGCUGAUUACACAAACCACUUCUGAGGUGGAGCAGAAAUGCAGCACCUUCCAGCAUUGGAUCCAUCAGUGGACGCACGGCAAUUUGUUGGUCACUCGGCUAGAUGGUGUUGAAACGAAGAUAACAAAUGUUAAAGUUGUGACCAAGUCUAAAGGAUAUCAAGGACUGACAGAGUAUGGCUCUCCUGAAGUAUUUGAACAGUUCCUGACACACCAUCAGUGCAACUACUACUGUGGACUGCUCAGCCUGAGGCCACUUAAGACUAUGGAUAGUCUGCAGCCCACCAAGACGAAGGGCUCCAGGAGCCCUCUGCUCAACCGCAAGUUGGGCUCUAACAGCCCACAGCUGCAGCGGAAAGGACAAAGCCCUCAGAUGAUAAGAAAGGCAAAUUCUAGCCCAAAGGUGCCCAGAAAAGUUCAGGAGACCGAGGACAAUAAAUCAGGUGCCAAACCCAUGCCUGCAGAAACCGGUGAUGUUCUUGAAACGAGGUAGGAAAAAAAACACCUCUUUCGUUUCAAGCAAGAUGUUAGUUCUUUUAAUGGUAUAGUAUUACCUGUUUCUUUCCAGUUACCAAAGCCAGCAAGGACUUGAAGAGUUAAUAUUGUAAGAAAAGGAACGGUUCGUUGACCUGACUUGUUAUAAAGAAUUGUGACCUCGGUCACCAUUACAGUUAGAAUAUGAGACAUACGUCCUCAUGUUUAUGAGAAUGUUUUCAGCAUUGGGCACAGGGUUUUUGAACUUAUAGCUCACCAAUGCUAAACAGCAAAAUCAGUGUUUUUAACUUUAACGGUAUGAAAGGCAACUGGGCCACAAACAUAUACGCUACUGAAUGGUUUGAAACACUUGUUUCAGAGUCUUAUCAGCUCUAUGAGUGGACAAAACUCUCCAAACACAAUUUGUCUUUUAACGUCAAACCAUUUGAAUGGCUUGAUUUAAAAAAGAUUUAGCAGAUUAAAGCUGCAGCCACUGAGGUUAGCUGAGGUAAUGUAUCCACACUAUAUGCCAUAUGUUCAUCUGUGAUGUACAGUAUGUGUGAGAGGCAUAAAGUUUAUUUUGGAUAUGGUAUUUAAAGGUGGCAUUUGAACAGCAUUUCUUUUCAUAGCUCACGUUGUUGAAGUAGAGCACCGUUAUCAGGUCAAAGAUAUUUGUGUGCACUUUGUUUUUGGUAUUCAUUUUGAGUAGUUUUUGAGUACUCUGUAUCUGUCUUUGUAUCUGUAUCUGUGUCUUUAAUAAUUCCUCUUCCGGUCUUUUAAAAUAAACGCUGGUGAAUGCUACUGUCAAAUCCAUGAGCAGUAAGGGGCUUAUCAGUAAACUCUUUAACUAUGGUACGCUCACGCUCAUUGACAUGCAAACACACAAGUGUGUUCCUAGUCACAUGGAAAGCUGGUAAUUGAGCGCCACACAGUCAUUUGCACCUGACCUAUGGACUCUGGGGAUAAAAGCCCGCUGAGCAAAAUAACCGAAAGAGCGGAAUAUUGAUCACCAAGUAAGGUUCCCUGCAUGAAAUCUGUGACAUUUUUUUCCACAACUAGAAAUCACUUUUGAAUGAGCAAGAGAGCUGAGUUUUGCAGUUGGUCAGUAGUAACAUGAUCAAUCUUAAGCAUCGCCUUUUCUUUUUUUUUUCUAUUCAUUUUUUGCGAGGUGAAAAGUCAGCAUGGACUGAAUACAAAUUAGAAUGAAAUCUCUUAAGUCUUAGGAACUUCAAAUAAUGAGGAACUUCUGUAAAGGAUUGUUGGUUAACGAUCAACCAGCGUCUACAAAUGAGCCCAAAUAGUCACAUUAAACAUUAGCUACCCUCACAAAAAAAAAAUUUAAUUGCAUGAGUUUUUUUGAUGAUUGAAAACCCAAAUUCUCAAAAAAAAGAAGAAUGUUGGAAAAUGACAAUGACAUAAGGUGUGGUGUCAUGCAAACAAUCUGUUGUAUUUAUGUGUAUAUAAAGUCAAAGCGCUAAAUAUCUGAAGUAGUGUGAAGAAAAUGCAAAUGUGUGAGGGAGUGUGAGUGAGCCAAUGAAUGAGUAGUUAGGAAAGAAGCAUAAAUGUGUGUUUACAAUGUGUGCUGUCUCAUUCGUGUAACAUCAUGUCGGCUUAUGUUUUUUUUUUUUUUUUUUUUAAAUAAACAUGUAAAACAUU
Acanthopagrus latus (yellowfin seabream) is the source of this 9729-nucleotide messenger RNA. RefSeq names its product alpha-kinase 3a (gene alpk3a). The record is from RefSeq and is a predicted model, not a curated record. NCBI's taxonomy places the organism in Eukaryota, Metazoa, Chordata, Actinopteri, Spariformes, Sparidae. Gene Ontology annotation, biological process: protein phosphorylation; cardiac muscle cell development. The transcript has 14 exons. Gene Ontology annotation, cellular component: nucleus. Bases 2198 to 8092 code for a protein of 1964 amino acids. Gene Ontology annotation, molecular function: protein serine/threonine kinase activity; ATP binding.